Molecule: messenger RNA, 2107 nt
Organism: Hylaeus volcanicus
Lineage: Eukaryota; Metazoa; Arthropoda; Insecta; Hymenoptera; Colletidae
Exons: 14
Coding region: 128-1972 (614 amino acids)
Source: RefSeq, a predicted model, not a curated record
AUCUAAAAACAGAGACUGAAUUAAAACAUUUCUAGUCAUCAAAUCUUGGUGUUAUCGUAACUUGACGACGUUGUUUCUAUAGUAUAAACUUUUGACAAGAAUAAAACACAAUUUAGUAUCAACACAAAUGUCUUGCUCUCCAGAUAUACUUAGUGAAGAUUUCUCGCACAAGACAUCUCAUACAGUUGACUCUACUGCCCCGAUUCUUUUUCAACAGAAAGGCGAAUCUUUCAAAAAAAAUUGCAUGACAGGUAUGAAUGACAAGAAGGUCUAUGUAGAAGGCAACGUAUGUGAUAGUCCAAGUAAACCACAUAUGAUUGAUUCUUUAUCUAAAGAGGAAAAUCCUUGUGGAAGUCUAUGUUCUGAAAAUCAAGGUUGUGCCUUCCACUCAAAUACAACUUUUGAUAAAGAUUCCGACUCGCGCUGUUUCGAUAAACGAGUUGAGGGAAAUUUUUUUUCAUGUCAAAUAAGGAAUAUACCCAAUGUGCCAGUGAAAAAAAUGUUACUCGACAUUGGGCGUGAUUUAAAUAAAUCGGAAGAUGAAAUGGCUCCUUUUAUUGAACUAUUAGUCUGCCAUCAAUGGAUUGAAAAUCUAUCUCAUUUAAAGUUAAUGACUAUUUCGGAUUGGGAAUCUUUAAAGCUCCCGUAUCAACUUUUCAAAGCAAUUCAAGAAAAGCUAGAAGAGCCGUACACUGCGCAAGUCAGUAAUGAUUCUACACAAUGUUCUGAAUCGGAAAAUACGCCUUUCGAUCAACAACAAAAUAACACUCAAUCUUGCACCCAACAAGAUCUAAGCAAGCCACAUAGCGUUCCCGUACCAUCAAGUGACCUUGUGGAAUUUGUCACGGCUGUAUGCAAAGCCAAUACUAUUCCAAAUCAUCAGAAAGAUCAAGCUUUACACUGUUUGUGUGAAAAGCAAUGGUUCAAUUCUAUAGAUGACAUUAAAUCUUUAACCACAGAUGAAUGGGACUCUUUGAAUGUACCCUUAAACGUGUCCAAAGCUUUACAAAACGCAUUAGCUGACACUUCGGAAGCUUCUUUAAAUAGCCUGCAUCUUCGCGAAAUCAUCUUUACCGCUGGUUUGGCAUUAAAUCGUUCUCCAAGUGAUUUAGUCCAUGUUUUUGAAGUGUUAACUACUUAUGACUUGAACGCCAUUGAAUCUUUUUCAAAGGAGGACUGGCUGCAAAUGAAGUUACCCUUGAGGUUAUAUGAUGAAAUCUUGGUACAAAUUCAACAAUGGAAAGGAAGACACAACAAUGAGCAAAUAACUUUUCCUGCGAAAAACUUACAAAAGACUGAGGAAACACUUACAAAAAAGCUGCAUUACAAGAAUUUCGAUCCUUCGUAUAUUGUAACUUCUUUAAAAGAUUUUCAAGAAAAAUGUGUCACGGUGGAAGAUGUAUUAAUUCAAGCGGGAAAACUUGUAGGAAAAACAGAAGAAGAAAUUAGCCUUGUGAUACAAAAAGUUGUGAAAGAUAAUUGGAUUACCUCUUUACACAAUUUAAGUAACAUGCAGUAUUCCGAUUGGUUAAAUGUUGGUAUACCCAAACGAUUAGCGGACGCAUUAACAACUGUUCUUUGCAAUCCUUCUCUAUUGAAAUUAACGUUAGUUCAAUUUUCGGAUGAGGGCCCUAAUUUGUACUUUGAAAAUAUAUUUGCUUCUAUUUGGCAAAUGGAAGCUGAAAUCCCAAUCCAGCCAUUACAAGAUGUGGUACGAAGCUUUGUAAAACUGACAGAAAAUAUUUUGUGUGACCCUUUUGUUGAAUCAAAACGGAUCAUUCGCAAGUCCAAUGUUUACUUUAAAAAUCUUUUAACGAAAUAUAAAUCCGUUCGAACAUUUGUUCAUAGUCUCGGUUACGAGGAGUUGAGAUCGGUUUUCGCUCUUUUUCUUGUUUCUAUCGCCCGAUUCACACAAGCACAUGCUAUUUUAACCAAGUUAGCAUGUAUUCUGAGAAAUCGUUCCAAAAUAUAAAACACUGGUGGAAACAUCAAUUUUUCUAUUAACGAUAUUUUCACUUUCAUUUUAUUAUUACUGUACUUAUUCUUUUUGGAAAAAAAUUUAAACUCUAUCACUUUUAUACUUUUUCCUUAACUUUUCCGCACAUUG